AUGAUACUUCGAAUAAUAUCACUCCUUUUUGGGCUCUUUUUGCUCUCAACAUGUCAGGAGACGCCAAGAGCUGCGGCUGAUCGGAUUCGAUGGCUUCCCGGAUCAACUUUUGUCGAAGAUUUCACUCAAUACUCCGGCUUUUUGAGCGCAAAUGAUACGCUGAAUGGAGUGACGGCUCAGUUUCAUUAUUGGCUUGUCAUGGCCAAACAAUCUGUGCAAAACGCGCCAUUGAUCGUCUGGCUGAAUGGAGGACCCGGAUGUUCAUCAUUGAGUGGACUCUUUGUCGAGAAUGGUCCAUUCCGACCGAGUCAAGAUGGAAAGCAGCUGAAUGAGAAUGUUUAUGCAUGGAAUCGGUUUUCCAAUGUUUUAUACUUGGAAUCACCGGCUGGAGUUGGCUUCAAUCCACAAACGAGUACGACGUGGGAUGAUGCAAAGGUUGCUCAAGCCAACUACUUUGCGCUCAAUGAUUUCUUCACCGUUUAUCCAGAUGCCGGCAAAAAUGGUGUUUUCCUGUCCGGUGAAGGCUAUGCAUCGGUCUACGUAACAACGCUCGGAAAUGUCAUUGCUGACAAUAUUUCGGCUGGAAAGAAUACAAUCAAUUUACAAGGAAUUCUGAUUGGAAACGGAUUGUUAUCCAUUCGAAAGCACUACAAUGCGAUGAUUGAGUUCUCGUACGCAAAGGGGAUGAAUUUUAAAGAAGAUUUCGACAACCUCACUGCAACAUGUUGUGGAAAUGAUUCCUCUCCGAUGAACUGCGAUUACUACUCGUACGACUUUCAGAACUCGGACUGUGGGAAAAUGGCCUACGCUUUUUACACAAAACUCCAGAAACCAGAAGUUGAUCCCUACAAUAUCUACCAAGAGUGUUAUCAAUUGGCCAAGAAUCAAGCAUCGGCUAACGAGUUUUAUGGACUAGAGUUGGCUGCCAACUACAACUCCUCUGAUCCAUUUGAUGGCUUUCCCUGUUUUGCCGAAGACGCGAUCACAAAUUAUCUCCAACGAGCCGAUGUGCAGAGUGAAAUCCAUGUAUUGGCUGAUCAACAAAAGCCUAUUCAAUGGCGAUCUUGCUCAACACUCACCAAUUACGGACAACAACAAAGCGGAGACAUCAGCAUUGCAUUGGGAAGACUCGUCAAUUCGCUCAUUUGGAGGCAAAAUAAUUUGAGGCUUUUGCUCUACAACGGUGACUUGGAUUUGUCAUCGAAUCACGUCGGCGCGCAGUGGUUCGUCGAGGCACUCAACCAGCAGGCAUUAACUAAUGGAGGAGAUUGGCGCUUUUCACUCAACGAUUCGCUGUAUGUCGGCUCGACCGGUGGCUAUUAUAAAAGUUUCGAUCGUCAGAUCACCUUUGCGACUAUUAAAGGUGCCGGCCAUUUCGUACCUCUCUCUCGACCCGCCCAAAUUCUGCAACUCGUUCGCAACUUCGUCACCAACUCCACAAUCGCG
Messenger RNA from Mesorhabditis belari, 1446 nucleotides. The record is from the annotation of a GenBank genome assembly. Lineage: Eukaryota; Metazoa; Nematoda; Chromadorea; Rhabditida; Rhabditidae.